Molecule: messenger RNA, 1704 nt
Organism: Lachancea meyersii CBS 8951
Lineage: Eukaryota; Fungi; Ascomycota; Saccharomycetes; Saccharomycetales; Saccharomycetaceae
Source: the annotation of a GenBank genome assembly
AUGAAGAAAGAACCUGGGAACUCUCGGCCCCAAAGCAUUCUUCAAAAGUCGACCAGAGGGGUCACUUUUCUGAUGUUCAGCCAGUUAUUUGCGAAAGUUGUCACAUUUCUGCUGAAUACACUUCUGGUGAGGUAUUUGUCGCCGAAAGUGUUUGGUAUUAACGCUUUCAUGGAGUUCCUGCUGUCUACGGUACUAUUUUUCAGUCGGGAAGCGAUCAGACUAUCAGCAUUGAGAAUUAAGACCCCUGCAUCGUCGCAAGCCGCGGCCCAUGACGACGAUUCAGAGACGGAAGAUACUGACACAACGGUACUCCAAAUAGCAAUCAACUUUGCUUAUAUUCCCAUUUUAAUAGGACUUCCUCUGUCAUUCGUGCUGAUUGGAUGGCAAUACAGCAAUUUGAACGAGUAUUUCAUCUCGCUGCCCUAUUUCAAGCUGGCAGUUUUCAUCAUUUGGCUGAGCAUAAUUCUCGAGCUCUUUAGCGAGCCCUUUUUCAUUGUCAACCAGCUCAUGUUGAAUUUCAAAGUCAGAAGUCAAUUCGAAAGCAUCGGCGUGGUGGCAGCCUGUGUUGCCAAUUUCGCCAUAGUGUACGUGUACGAAAAUAAGAUCAAUGGUUCGGGCGCUACUCUACACGAUAUCAACAAGCAAGAAGGCAUCGCGAUUUUUGCCUUCGCCGUAAGCAAACUUGCUCAUUCUGCAGCGCUAUUGUGCGGCUAUGCCUACGAUUAUUUCAGGCGUCUCUCAAAAGAGAAUACAUUCAGCAUUUGGCCCACCAGAAUUCAGCUUUCGAGCAAAACCCAGCCUUACUACUUCCAGAACGAUAUUUUGCAACAUUUCAGAAAGGUAUACUUACAGCUGUGCUUCAAGCAUCUGCUCACAGAGGGAGAUAAACUGAUCAUAAACUCCAUGUGUACCGUUGAGGAGCAGGGCAUUUAUUCACUUCUUUCAAACUACGGUUCACUAUUAACAAGACUUGUGUUCGCACCCAUUGAGGAAUCUUUGAGACUCUUUUUGGCCCGCCUUCUGUCUGUAACCAAUUCCAAAAACGUCAAGCUAUCAAUGGAAGUACUCGUAAAUUUGACAAAGUUCUACCUAUACCUGUCACUUCUCAUCGUUGUAUUCGGACCAGUCAACUCCCCAUUUCUUCUACAGUUCCUCAUUGGUAGUAAAUGGUCAAGUACCAGCGUUUUGGAAACUAUUCGAAUCUACUGUCUCUACCUACCGUUCCUCUCGAUAAAUGGUAUAUUCGAAGCGUUUUUUCAAAGUGUUGCUUCCGGCGAAGACAUAUUAAGGCACUCCUAUUUCAUGAUGGCUUUCUCGGGUGUAUUCUUGUCGAGCUGCUGGCUCUUGAUUGGUCGCUACAAGAUGUCGUUAGAGGGCCUAAUUUUGAGUAACAUCAUCAAUAUGAUUUUGAGAAUCGCAUUUUGUGGCUGGUUUAUUGGAAAAUUCUACAAGAACAUCCACUCUGACUCUCACGUACAGGACGCUUCCUUUCUACUCAAUUUCCGCAAUUUCAAGGUCGUCUCUGUCGUGUCCGCUGUCAUUGCAGUCUCAAACUUUGGUUUCUUCGGCAUCGUCAAAACUUUUAAGCAGUUCUUCAUUAACAUCGCAAUGGCUCUGCUACUGCUGUCCCUGAUCCUUUACAAAGAAAAGGAUAGCCUUAAGGCUUACUUGAAGCAAAACAAGAAUGAUCCAAAAGAUGUGUAG